AUGCAAGCGGAGGCUCUGAUAUCAAGAGCUAACCGUUUGACAAGUACGUCAUUCGCACAAAGUAACAGAAAGUUUUGGAAAUAUGACUGGUUGACACCUAGACGGCCUCUACAAUCACAAUCAUUGGAUAAAACUGCUAAUUCAGAUAAUGUUGAAGAAGACAAAUACUCUUUCCAGUAUAAAACAUGGCAGCCGGCUGAAAAUAAACAAUGGGAGGACCUCGACGAUAGCACUGAUGACGUUCUCGAGCUUACCUUGUACGAUCGAACUAGGAAGGUUGACAACAUCGGCGAAACUGGUAGCGCUGCCAACGGCGCUGAGACUACUGAUGGUCUAACAGUGGAUGAUAUUAGAGGUGCGGUCGGGGCAGAGGAAUCAAUUCCUGGAUUUUCAAGCUCAGAUGCGGCGGCCGUCAAAGAAAAAGAGACUGCUGCGACUGGUUUAUCUACUGAGCCUGAAAUAUCUAACAAUUCGGAAAUUCAAAGCUCUGAAGACCAAAAGGCUAACCAAGACGCCGAUGGAGACGUUAAACUAGAUUAG
Molecule: messenger RNA, 540 nt
Organism: Lachancea fermentati
Lineage: Eukaryota; Fungi; Ascomycota; Saccharomycetes; Saccharomycetales; Saccharomycetaceae
Source: the annotation of a GenBank genome assembly